This is a messenger RNA of Dendronephthya gigantea, 4263 nucleotides long. RefSeq names its product neurogenic locus notch homolog protein 2-like. Gene Ontology annotation, molecular function: calcium ion binding; Notch binding. Gene Ontology annotation, biological process: Notch signaling pathway. The record is from RefSeq and is a predicted model, not a curated record. Lineage: Eukaryota; Metazoa; Cnidaria; Anthozoa; Malacalcyonacea; Nephtheidae. Bases 106 to 3861 code for a protein of 1251 amino acids. The transcript has 19 exons.
GUUAAUAGAGAAAUUCAAGUUAGGCAGAAAGCGUGUGAUCAACGAUCGCCAAGCUGUAAUUGUGGUGUCGCCAUCAAAGAAAACUUGUUUUACAAAAUUUACGACAUGUGUUACGAUACACCAAGUCGUCAAUGGUGGCGAAGCAAAAUUACAUCACGUCUCCUAGCCUAUCAAUUUCGUGAUGUUAAACUCAGCAGGUUUUAUUCCAAUGUAACCCCCCUUGGCAGUUCGAAUCACUACGAGGUAACAUUGCCAUCAGGUGUCCGAGUAGCUGUCAAUCGUGGUUUGCGUGGGUUAAAUAUUAUGGUCACUGCUCCGGUGGACCCCGAACAUCCAUGUGAUGGACUUUGUGGUAAUAACAAUGGGAACCCGGACGACGAGUUUGGCAAGUGGAAUACCCCGAACGAAUUUGGAGAGCAUUGGAGAAUUCGUACCCGUUUGACGCUGUUUGACUACAAGGGCAACGCAUACGGAGAAGCACAUAUCGACGAUGGAUGUGAUCAACAGAUCUGUGUAUGUUCACGUGGUAGUAUAAGAUCACGUUGUGGCAAUGAUGCUGAAAGAGUUUGUUUUCCAACGCUGCGUUCUGAGUCUAACUCUAGGAAAGAUCACAAAGGCUCUGGAAUUGGUGAGUGCAAAAGUCCUCGUGCCAAACGUGGUUUGAUACCAGAUGACGAUACAGUUGAUGAUCAGGAUCUAAUUCCACCGUUUAACCCAGCGGUUAAGAGUGUUAAUGUUACAUUAACAUGGCCGACACCUUCGGGAAUUACUAAAGAAAAUGUUACGCAGUUCUGCAGAAAGAAAAUUCGUUAUUCUGAAGCCGGCGAAGCGUGCAGUCAGUUACCUGAUGUGGAUGUCGAUAAUAUAGUAACGCAGUGUAUAAGUGAUAUCCAGGCAACUGAGGACUUUUCCUGGGCAACAGCUAACUUUGCAGCGUUGGAGACGUCUUGUAUUGCGAGCGUUCUUAAUAAUAUCUCAUCGUAUAAAAACACGACAGAUGGAAGUAUAGAACUUAACACCGAUGUCCUAAUGUCACUCUGCCCUAACGAUUGCUCCGAUAAUGGAAUUUGCGCAAACUCUACGUGCAUUUGCCACGAGGACUACACCUCUGCCGAUUGUUCGAUAUCGCUAAACGCAAGUCCACUUGUUUAUGAUAUUCGAAAAUCCGGAUUAUGUGAUAGAAGACGACGGCCAUGUCGUAAUGCGGGGAUUUUCGCCUUUCCAUUACUUGACUCUGAAAACCUUACUUGUCAUAUACAGGAGUAUAAGGUUAUUACGUCAAUGUGGACCCCUGAUGAGUCCAUUUCACUUUAUCCGGGUCUUCUGGUAGAUCUAACUGAAGUUAAAUGCUUCCUUCCCGAGUCCCCUGUAAAUGUGGGAGACUAUGGCAACGAAGGUGUCACUGCAGCUGGAUUGAAAAUUGGGGUUUCCAAUAAUCGUAUAAACGUCUCUGAACAAUCUGUUUCAUUUAUCACGUACGACUCUGUAUGCCAGGAAUGCAAUACAACCACUGGAUGUAAACUCAGGACGGACGCCUGUUUGAUAUCUGGUCAUUGUUUUGCUAAAAACGACAGUAAUCCAAGUGACUGGUGCCAACAAUGCAUUCCGGAGUUGUCACAAAAUUCGUGGAAGAAACGCGAAGACAACGGUCGGCCAAUCUUCACAACGUUGCGAACAUUUUACAAAUUUAGAGGAAAGGAACUCCGUGUUCAAUUAAACGCGAAAGAUCCAGAAAAUCGAACAGUGUCAUUCAGCUUUGUAAGCAAAGAAACGUUUCAAGCAUCUUUGACUAAAAAUGGAUUAUUUUCUUGGUCUAAGGACACAAAGGACUCCACAGUAUUCAGAUUCAAUGUGACAGACGAAUGUGGCGCGUACUCUAUCCUCAAUGUUUCGGUCAUUAUAAAAGAAUGUCCUUGUAAAAAUUCAGGAGAAUGUAAACCUGACUAUCGUUUUCUUGAUGGAGCUGGAAAGUUCAGGUGUUCAUGUCCUGCUGAAUACACGGGCAAUCUGUGCGAGAUCGAUGUCAAUGAAUGCGUUGUGUCUCAACCUUGUUCUAAUGGAAGAUGUAUCAACGAGCAGCCUGGAUUUUCCUGCUCCUGUUUUGCCGGAUAUACUGGUGAUCUUUGCCAAAAUGAGCUGAAUGAAUGUGCGUCGAAUCCUUGUUUUCUUGGUGUAUCGUGCACAGAUAUGAUAGCCGCCUUCAAAUGUGGACCCUGUCCCAGUGGAUAUACAGGAAGUGGAGAAUUCUGCACGAAAGUGAACGGAGAAAUCGAUCCAUGUGUUAAAAAUCCAGAAAUAUGUCACCAAGACGCAAAUUGUGUGAACAAGAAUGGUUCAUUCGCAUGUCAAUGUAGGCAUGGGUUCACUGGAGAUGGGAAUAAAAAUUGCACAGAUGUAAAUGAGUGCAAAGAAUUCGAAACACCGAAUAUUUGUCAUCCUAAUUCUCAAUGUUCCAAUACUGCUGGAAGUUUUUCCUGUAAAUGCAUUCCAGGGUAUAAAGAAGAUGGUCAACGGAACUGCUCAGAUAUCAACGAAUGCGUGGAGACUCCAAAUAUUUGUGAUCAUAAUGCAAAUUGUACUAAUAAUGUUGGAAGUUACUCGUGUGAAUGCUUAAGAGGCUUUACUGGGGACGGUCAAAGUAACUGUUCAGAUAUAGACGAAUGUAUUCAAUCACCCUUUGUAUGUCAUGAGAACGGUGUAUGCACCAAUAAGAUUGGAUCGUAUGCUUGUCAUUGCGAUAAUGGAUUCUUCGGCGAUGGAAAAAUCAAUUGUACUGAAAAUAAAUUCCCUGUGAUAACAACUCCACGUUUGGUCUAUGGGAUCUUGAAUACGGACUUCAAGAUUCAGAUCGAAGCACAGGAUCCCGAGGGCGAGGAUAUCUCUUUUGUUUUAACGCUAAACUUCACUACAGCUAAUGCUCAAAUCACUGAAUUAGGGUUGCUAACAAUAUUCCGUCUUAAUAACAAUGUGACCGUUCAUAUACGAGUUGAAGAUAAAAAGGGUGGCCGGAAUUUCUUUAUUCUAGAAAUUAUAGGAAUGGCAUGCCCAUGUGAGAACAAUGGUAAAUGUUACAUAAGGCCGCAUAUCACUUACCCAGUUAAGAAAUCUGACUAUAUUUGUCAUUGUGAGGAACCAUAUACAGGUAGACAAUGCGAAAGCCGUCCAAAUCCUUGCGGGGAACAGCCCUGUUUUCCAGGGCUCAAAUGUUCAUCUGCAUUGAAUUCUGAGGGAUUUACUUGUGAAAAGUGUCCACCACUAUUUGAAGGAGAUGGGAAAUCGUGUGAACUGAAAAUUAUAAAAGGUGGAGAAAAUAUAUACGUGGAGUCUAGGAUGACUUUGAAAAAUUUAAAAUGGAGUGAAGAAUUAACCAUCAAUACAACUAAAGUGUACAGGAAACUUGUUUCGCAAUUAACAACAGAGAUUAGAAAAGUUUACAUCAAAGUUCCCGAGUUCGCCUAUUUCAUUGUCAAAAAAAUGAGCCCAGGAAGCGUAGUCGUUGAUUUCCAGCUGAUAUUUUCUGGAAAAGUAAAAGCUCCUCUUGAACCAUUACUUAAAGAAGCAGAAACUGGUCAAUUAGGCAAUAUGACAUUUGAGAUGAAUGCUAAUGAAUCUGACGCAGACGACGACAAAGAUGGCUCGACUAACAGAAGGACUCUCGUCACUGUCAUUAUCGUAGUGAUUGUGGCUCUUGUUGUCAUAAUCGUCCUUGUUGUCUUGUUUCGUGUCAGACGACAGAGAAUGAACAAAGAAAACAAACAGAGAAACGAUGCAAAAGCCAAAGGAGCCGACAGCGAAGUAGAAGGAAUUGCGCAAGGAGAAGAAGUACCUUUGAAGUUAUUUGGCGAUGAGGCUGGGGCAUAGACGAAGAGUAAUAUGCCGAACUUUGAAUUUAGGUUCAGAUUUUAUGAGCCAUUUUUAAUCUAUGACACUGGAAAACGUAAUCAUUGCAUGUAACUUAAUCUGUUUUUGCGCACUUACUGUAAGCACAUGUAUUCUGGUAUAUAUCUUUUGUAUGAGCACAUAUAUUUAAAAUACACUAAAGGGCCAAAUAAUAUAUGCAACAAUAUACAUUAUAUUAUACCCUUAAUUCAGACUUUGAAAAUGAUGGCCGUCGACCAAUGCAGGCUAGGGUCGAUGGCCGUCGACCAAUGCAGGCUAGGGUUUUAAUCAUCACAGCUGAUUGCAGAAAUUAAUUACAUUAAAGAAAAUGCAAUUGGUUUCAUCCAAUGAAAAUGCAGUUGAUUUUAAUUAUAUGUUCAUUAC